CAACGUUCGAAACUCCACUACUUCCCUAGUUACAAGUUCCAGGCAAAAACCCCAACCACAAAACCCUCCUCCGGUACAGGAUGCUGCUGCUGCAACAGACAACCCUAGUACCUAAAUUCCUACUGUUUUCAAAAUCUGAUUUCAGUUUCAAGCCUUGUUCUUCUUCCCUUUCAACAAGAUUAUCUUUCAUGGACAAAUACACCAAGUCCUCUUCGCUAAAACAGUCUCACAAACAGUUUCAAAGUCCAGUCUUGGCUUGUCAAGCAUCAACUGACACUCACGAUACUUCUUUCCGGAAAGAUGACUUGCCAGUUCAUGGAGUGUCCGAGGUGAUUGUUGGUGUAUUGGGAGGUGGGCAAUUGGGUCGUAUGUUAUGCCAAGCAGCUUCAGAAAUGGCUAUUAAAGUCAUGGUUUUGGACCCACUUACGAAUUGUCCAGCGAGUGCGAUUGCAUAUGAUCAUAUGGUUGGAAGCUUUGAUGAUAGUGCAACAGUUCAGGAAUUCGCAAAAAGAUGUGGAGUGUUGACUGUGGAGAUCGAACAUGUUGAUGCUGCUACAAUGGAGAAGCUUGAGCAGCAAGGAGUUGAUUGCCAACCAAAAGCCUCCACUAUUAGAAUUAUACAAGAUAAGUAUCUCCAGAAGGUUCAUUUUUCUCGGCAUGGGAUUCCCCUUCCUGACUUUAUGCAGAUUGAUGAUCUAGAAGGUGCCAAGAGAGCAGGCGACUUAUUUGGCUAUCCUCUAAUGCUCAAGAGCAAAAGGCUAGCUUAUGAUGGGCGUGGGAAUGCAGUUGCUAAGAGUGAAGAGGAGCUUUCUUCUGCUGUAAAUGCUCUUGGAGGAUUUGAUCGAGGUUUAUAUGUUGAGAAAUGGACACCCUUUGUGAAGGAGCUAGCUGUCAUUGUGGCUAGAGGAAGAGACAAUUCCAUUUCGUGCUACCCUGUUGUUGAAACUAUUCACAAGGAAAACAUUUGUCACGUGGUUAAGGCUCCUGCUGAUAUACCAUGGAAGAUCAGAAAACUUGCCACUGAUGUUGCACAUAAAGCUGUUAGCUCAUUAGAAGGUGCUGGUGUGUUUGCAGUGGAGUUGUUUUUGACAAAGGAUGGUCAGAUCUUACUGAAUGAAGUAGCUCCCAGACCUCAUAAUAGUGGUCAUCACACAAUUGAGUCCUGCUAUACCUCACAAUUCGAACAGCAUUUGAGAGCUGUUCUGGGUCUUCCACUUGGUGAUCCAUCAAUGAAGACUCCUGCUGCUAUCACGUACAAUCUACUGGGUGAAGACGAGGGUGAGCCUGGUUUUCACUUAGCUCACCAGUUGAUUGGAAGAGCAUUGAACAUACAAGGGGCUUCUGUCCAUUGGUAUGAUAAACCAGAAAUGCGAAAGCAACGGAAGAUGGGCCAUAUCACUAUUGCUGGCCCUUCAAUGGGCAUAGUGGAAGCACAGUUAAAAUCAAUGCUGAAAGAAGAAGGUUCUGAGAGUCAGACUGCUGUUACACCGCGUGUUGGGAUCAUUAUGGGCUCUGAUUCAGAUCUUCCUAUAAUGAAGGAUGCUGCAAGGAUUUUGACUGUGUUUGGAGUGCCUCAUGAGGUGAGAAUAGUAUCAGCCCAUCGAACUCCUGAAAUGAUGUUUUCUUAUGCGCUGUCUGCUCAGGACCAAGGCAUCCAAAUCAUCAUUGCCGGUGCUGGUGGUGCAGCUCACUUGCCAGGUAUGGUAGCUUCGUUGACCCCCUUGCCUGUUAUCGGUGUUCCUGUGCGUGCUUCUGCUUUGGAUGGAAUGGAUUCACUCUUAUCAAUUGUACAGAUGCCAAGGGGAGUCCCUGUUGCAACUGUGGCAAUUAAUAAUGCCACAAAUGCAGGUUUGCUAGCAGUAAGGAUGUUGGGUGUUGGUGAUACCGACCUUUUGGCAAGAAUGAGCCAGUAUCAAGAAGAUACAAGGGACGAUGUCUUGAAGAAGGCAGAAAAACUACAAACCGAUGGCUGGGAAACUUAUUUGAAUCCUUGAGUAGUAGAAAACUUGUCUGGUAAUUCUUGUUUUCUGUCCUUUCUGUGUGAUGGACCAAAAUUUUGAGAGUUCUUACCUACCAAUGAAAUUCCUUCAAAACUCAUCCCCACACCACAAUUUUGCAUGUGCAAGCAGAUCGCCAGGUAAUGUGACAGAUAAAAAAACCUGCUGUCCUCAUAUUGAAUUAAGCGAUGCAUUUGGCAUCAUAAGAUAAUUUUGUAGCAUGUUGGAAGUCUGAAAAGCAGAGAAAUUUUAUAAACAAAGAGGGGAGAGAGAGGUAGGUCAUUUUGGAGGGAGAGAGCCUUGUAUCCAUACUUGUAUGAUACCUGUUUUUUUCCCUGUUCAAUCAGUCAAUCAAAGUUAAUUCUUUC
This is a messenger RNA of Populus nigra (black poplar), 2365 nucleotides long. RefSeq names its product phosphoribosylaminoimidazole carboxylase, chloroplastic-like. Lineage: Eukaryota; Viridiplantae; Streptophyta; Magnoliopsida; Malpighiales; Salicaceae. Gene Ontology annotation, cellular component: chloroplast. The record is from RefSeq and is a predicted model, not a curated record. Bases 81 to 1994 code for a protein of 637 amino acids. The transcript has 15 exons. Gene Ontology annotation, molecular function: ATP binding; phosphoribosylaminoimidazole carboxylase activity; metal ion binding. Gene Ontology annotation, biological process: 'de novo' IMP biosynthetic process.